GUUCCCUUUACUAUUAAUCCCGGGUCCCGUACGGACACGUCGACUGGUCACACGCCAUCAUUCACACAGCAGUCGGAAGGUCCUGAUUUGUUGUCGAGAUGACCAUCACAGCAGUGAAAGAUACCCUUAUGCGAGGGAUACAGGAAUAUUAUGAUACCAACAGAUAUACUGACGUCAUAGUGCAAGUGGGAGACCAGUCGUUUCACUGUCAUCGGAUCGUGCUUUCCGCCGUCUCUAAAUUCUUCGACGCCAUGUACUCAUCUGGGAUGAAAGAGUCCCAGGAGGACAGAAUCUGCCUGAAGGACAUCACACCGUCCGUGUUCAAACUUGUGAUUUCAUUUAUAUACAAGGAUGCCGAAGUCCUAACCGAACAUACUGCAGAGGACCUCUUCAAAACGUCUUCUCUUCUUCAGAUCGACUCCUUAUUGGAAAAAUGUGAGGUUUUCUUGGAAAAUAAAAUGAACGAAGAAAAUUGUUUGGGAAUUUGGAAACUGGCUAGAGCAUAUCACAGUAAAUCUCUAGAGGCCAAGUGCUGGGAAUUUAUACAAAAACAUUUUGAAGAAGUUCGCUUGAAUGAGGAAUUUGUAACGCUUGAACUGGACGAACUUUGUGAGAUCAUUAAAGCAGACGACUUAGUAGUCAUUAGAGAGGAGAAUGUGUGUGACUCGGUGUUACGUUGGAUCGAUGCCGACGAGGACGUAAGGGAAACAUCCGUGGGAAUCUUGUUGUCUCACAUAAGGUUAACUCUGGUCAGUUUGGAGUAUCUAUUAGACCAACUGGACUCUCUAGAAAUGGUUCGCUCAAACGACAUAAGUUCAAAACUGGUCAGCCAAGCAGUGAAACUACAUGCUUUUCCCGCUAGAAGAAACGAACAGUGUCAUAUGUUACAGCCGCAGAGGAAGAGUUCAGACAGAGAAACAGUGCUGACAGUGAUAGGCCGGCGUUUAAAGGAGAACGGCGAGAGGAUAGUGGAAUUCAUUGCCUACAGCUUUGCUCAGCAAAAAUGGUAUUCCCUUCAUCCAACACCGCCAGAUAUGGGUGAGGAGUUCGCAACUUGCUGCCAUGGUGAUGACCUGUUCAUAACGGGCGGCACCAACAAACUGAACGGCUGCUAUUAUUUCUCCUCAAAACUGUCCCGAUGGCGUAGUCGUGCUUCGAUGAAUUCAGGUCGUUACCGACAUUGUAUGGUGUCCGUAAAAGGGGCACUGUAUGUUCUUGGGGGUUACAACGCCGGCACAUUGAAAAGUGUCGAGGAGUACGACAUUCGGAACGAUAUUUGGAAACCAGUCGGUGACCUCCACAUGUGUGUAGACGCCUCGUGUGCUGUGGCCAUCGGAAGUAAGAUCUACACGUUUGGAGGUUGGCUUGGAUGUGCCGAAGAAACUGCAGCCAUCCAGUGUUUUAAUACUGAAACAUACGCUUGUACGCAUGUCGGCAAUCUCCCCAGCCCUAGUAGGUUUACCAGAGCGGUUGCGUGUGGCAAAAGAAUUGACGUUUUAUGUUCUGAGGGCAAAUUAGUGUCUUUUACUGGAAACGGACCCACCAAGCUCAUCGGAAGGAUCCCGAAUUUCGACAGGAAACACUUUAGUAUGAUACGCGAUAACAACGACAGCCAGAGACUUUUGGUUCUGGGUGGGGACGUUACUUUCCACCAGCAGCAGACAUGUUACGAUGACACACACUACCGAGACAUAUACAGCGUUAUAGGGGGCGACGUGUCCGUGUGUACAAGUAAACAUUUCCCUACCAUGAUGGAGGUAGCUGGCUGUACCUACAUGGUCAUUGACAAACGGGAGUUCCACACUGACUACGAGAAAAUGCUUGUUGAGUUUGAUGUUUGAGAGACAGUUGGUGUGCGUGUGUGUGUUUGGGGGGGGGGGGGGGGGGGGGGGGGGGUAUUGGCGAUGUCAACUUUUUACAGGGGUACUUAUAUUUAAUAUAUGUGCGAUAUUAUUCGGAUAUAUUUAUUAUAUUUAUUUCAGGAAGAAAAAUAAUAUAUUGCCCUAAGUUAUCUUAUUUAUUUUACAUUUUGUAUGAAUGUGUGUUUGUAUACUUGUUCAUUUCCGUACAUACAAUUUUACCUGACAUUGUACGUACCCUUUAUUGGUGUAUUCUGUGUGUCAUGAUUCAUUUUAAUAUAUAUAAUUUGAUAUAUACAACUUGCUAUAUACAACUUAAUAUAUACAACUUGAUAUAUACAACUUAAUAUAUACAACUUAAUAUAUACAACUGAAUAUGUAUAUACAACUUGAUAUAUACAACUGAACUUGUAUGGAUUCAAUUAAAAUUAA
Messenger RNA from Pecten maximus, 2291 nucleotides. Its product is annotated as kelch-like protein 24. The transcript has 2 exons. Lineage: Eukaryota; Metazoa; Mollusca; Bivalvia; Pectinida; Pectinidae. Gene Ontology annotation, molecular function: protein binding. Bases 99 to 1841 code for a protein of 580 amino acids. The record is from RefSeq and is a predicted model, not a curated record.